GGUUUUGUCAUUGCCGAAAUAUUCAAAUGAGAGUUAAAGACUUCAAAUUUUCAUUCCUUCUAUUUUAAGCACUUGGACAUUUUGGUUUAAAAUUUAGAAGAUCCGGCUACUACCCACUGAUAACGAGUCACACGACAAGUCUUGGUGAACUUUCAAUUUCUUCAGAAGUUGAAUUAUAGCUGAAGGUUAUUAUAUCAUAAACUAAUUGGUGAUUCGUGUAUAGCACCGCUCGCGGAAAACACGGAACGAUGUCAAUAUUAAUCAAGUAAACUCCUGGUGGUUGAAGAGGCAUCUACUUUUCGAAGCAUAGAAAGUUUGUUCUUCUGCAUCAGUGUUAGUGGUUAAAAUAUCAGAAUAAGGUUUAACCAAAUUGGAAUGUGGUGAAAAGUCCUAACCAAUAAUAGAUCAAAGGUACGAUAAUUGGCUUCGCUAAUACAUUACAAUCAUAUUAAUUUAAGGUAUUUGAAAGAAACUUGUGAUAUCAUAGCCUAUAUUCUCUGGCUAUAAGCCUUACUGCACAAGAAGAGUGCAAAGUAUUUAUUUCAAUUGGCUUAAGUAGCUACCAGAAUUGGCGAAUUGUGCGUUAUUUGGUAGUUGAUUGAAAAAGAGUCUAUACAUCACAUUUAUUUAAAUUUUGGUCAGAUUGUGGUUAGAUAACAUUGUUCUCACGGAACCACGGACGACUGAGAGUCGUACUACGCCUAUAGUAUUGUGAAAGUAGCAAUAUAGCAAGUACUCGAAAUCAUUGAAAUAAAUACUCGAUUGUUAAGUGAUUAUACAGUAAACAGUAUUGGGUAGAACUACUGAACGUCUGAAAUUUCGUUUCUCUCAAUAGGCAUACUAGAGAGGUACACUGGUAUUUGACACUGAAACGGUUUUUAUUCAUUGCUCAAUUGGCUCUUUCAUUGGGAAUAACGUCUAGAUUGGUAAGAAACGUACUAGAAGGUCUAGAAGACAAGGAUCCAUAAUCAUAUUCUGUUUAUUGAAACUGUGGCAACAUUCGGCAUUACAGUCUGUAUUAAUCGGUGUUUAAUCGAUCCAUACAAUAUCUAUGUGUUAAAGUUGAACAAGAUCACGGUGAAGAAAAUCAUUUACUGUAAAUUGCUGUUAUUUAAAUACGUAAAAUACCUUGACCAAAAUUGGAUAUCAAAUUUUCAAAAAAUCCUUCAGAAAUUUGAAGUUAGACAGCAAAGACUUCAACUUCAGGAAGAGUAAUAAGUUCCUAAUAAUCGGCGAGGAGAACAAAGGAAAUAUAGUCAAAACAGAGAGCCGCGAAUAAUGGUGAAGUAUAUUGUUGUCUUCAUCACAGCGGUAGUUCAACUGUUGUCGAUAAGAGAAGGCUGGGCAAGGCCGGAUGGAGCGCCUAGAAGAGCAUGUCCUGACCUUACUCCAGGGCACGGAGUUGCGUUGACUGGAGUUAAUCCGUUCAGCAUCGAUACACAAACUCAGUCUGGUAGAAUUAACAUCACAAUAUCAUCGACUGAUGAUAGGCCGUUUGAAGGUUUUAUACUGCAGGCAAGAGAGAUUGGAAGUACCAUACCGGUGGGAGAAUUUGUCGACGAGCCACUUCACACGAAAGUUAUAAAUUGCACUAGUGACGGGGUAGGUUAAAAUCUUUAUCGUUUAUUAGGGAGUGUAAGCGUAAAGGCACAGUUCAGCCUUUUGAAUGAUGGGCAUGCAACUCCUUUAAUUGAAAAACUAAUUAGGAAAAUCAAUUAAGCAUAAUUCUGAAGAUCAGUGAAGUGAAUGUUUUCAACAAUAAAAAGGUUUGAAAAUGUUAAAAACAUUGAGAUCACCGAUCUUGAAUUAUGCUUAAUUGAUUUUCCUAGUUGGUUUUUUCAAUUAAAGAGAUUGUUGUGCACUUUAAAAACCAUCAUUCAAAAGGCUGAACUGUGCCUUUAAUUUAGCUUCAAAAACUCAUUAAUAAUUUAGGAGCAAAACACAAAGAAAAAUCAUAAGCGUGUCGUGGUUUUAUAUGUGAUAAAACUCAUGUUAAUUUACAUAAACUUUAGCUUUGAUUUUCCGCUCGGUUUAGACAAAGUUUAUUUUAAAAAUUACUUCGCCAAUGAACUCAUAUAAGAUGAGUCGUUUUUUAAGCCAUUUAAAGAAUUUAAAGCACGCGUGCUUUAAAUAGUGCUUAGUUGAUGUGUUUACUUCUUUGAGGCGGACAUUUAAACUAUCUGAGGGUAUCUGAGGGUUACUGAGUUAGAUACAGGGCCGUCACUAGAGGGUGUGUGUGUGUGGGAGGGGGGUAGCCUGCGAACAGGCCAGGGCAUUUUUUAAGAAUUCGUCAGUGGGGGGGCCAUCUACAAAAAGGGACCAUACUAUACCGAGUGUGGAGCAAUCAUAGAUGGUUUGUUGGUAACAAAAAGUUUGGUGUGGUAUCGCA
This is a messenger RNA of Paramuricea clavata, 2389 nucleotides long. The record is from the annotation of a GenBank genome assembly. NCBI's taxonomy places the organism in Eukaryota, Metazoa, Cnidaria, Anthozoa, Malacalcyonacea, Plexauridae.